UGUGGCUCUCGCUCGCUCGCUCAUUCUUUUUCGUCAGUGCGCUGGGCCCGAGCUAUCGCGGCGGGCGCUAAGACUAUACUCUCGUCUACUUGGACAGCUUUUUUCGCUACACGACCCUGAGUGCGCUCUCUAUCGAAUCUCGCUACAGAUUGAAUUUACUUUUCAGCCUACCUGCUGGAUACUUGGCCCGAUCUGAUCGAUCGACUUGAUAACUUUCUCAAUUGUUGAUUCAAUAGUUUUGAUAUUAUGGCAGGACGUUACGAUGACAUGAGAGACUACGGUGGACGCGGAAGCAGUCGUCCAAUGCCUACCGAGCCACCAUAUACGGCUUACGUCGGCAAUCUACCCAUGGGUAUCGUCCAAGGUGAUAUUGACAAAAUCUUCUCCGCACAAAAAGUUAAAGGCAUAAGGCUUGUGAAGGAUCGCGAGACCGACAGGUUCAAGGGAUUCUGCUAUGUCGAGUUCCAAGAUAUAAAUAGCUUGGAAGAUGCUGUCAAGAUGAAUGGCUUCGUCGAAGUUGAAGGAAAUGUAUUGAAAAUUGACGUCGCCGAAGGCAAAAGAAAUGAUAGAGGAGGUGGAUUCGAUAGACGAGGUGGUGGACGAUCUGGCAGUGGCCCUGGUAAUGGUUUCAAUAGGGGUAGGGAUGGCCCAAGGGGAUACGGAGAUGACUAUGGUAGCACAUUCAUGUCUUCGAGAGGUUAUGAUCGAGGAAUGGGUGGCGGACGACAAGGUGGCGGCGGUGGUUACGGUGGCGAUCGGGGUAACCGUGGUAAUUACGGUGAUCGCAGCGGCGGCUACAAUAAUGACGGUGGUCCUCGAGGUGGUGGGUUCAAUAGCGAUGGUGGUAACCGUGAGUGGAACCACCGCAGUGGACCUGAAGGAGGUUCGAGGUACGGCAGUGGCAGAAGGCCUGGUGGCAACGAUAGGCCGGCAGAAAGGAAAUACCCAGAGGAGCCAUACAUGAAGGAAGGUCCCCCAGAUACAACUGGUCGAAAACGACUGCAAUUGCAACCCAGAUCAGUGACUGAUCCCAUAAACGCGUUAGCUGAAACAGCAACCCGUAGCUCGAUAUUCGGAGGUGCUAAGCCUCGCGAAGAAAACAUCAAGGAUGAAUCGUCUAAGUAGGCCUCGUCUUCGCCUCCGCCACAAUCUCGUUUAUCGCCUGUGAACUUUUUACCUGGUACUAAAAUUCGGGGAAAAACUUCGAGUGCGUCAACGAAAUCAACUGUACCAUCUCAAUUAUCUUCCUCAUCAGUAACCAAUUCAUUUUGGAUAAAGCGACAACAACAGCCAUUUGAUGUAAAAGAUAUAUCGACUUCAAGAUGGUAGGCGGGGGUAAAAUAUAUUCAAUGCGUCGCGUAACAUCACGGAAUUACAACAGCAAUAUCUUUAUUCAUCCUCAUUGUGUGUCUUUAAGUAUCUGUUAGCUCGGAAUUAAUGCAAUGGCGAAUCAAAUCUUGUGAUAACAUUUUUUUCAUAUUUGAUUCCGCGUAAAAGAUGUUAUUUUGUUCCUCAAAAAAAAAAAAAAAAGAAAAAGAAAAGAGAGCUCAGUUUUAUUUGUUCAUUAACUUGCACGUUGAAUUAUUUGUCAAAUGGAAAUGUAAGAAUACGAAUGAUGUUUUUCUAUUGAAUCUUUGUUUUUUUUAUAACUUCAUAGAGCAUUGACCAGAAUCCCAGUAUAAUUGAGGAUUGGAUGUCGUAUGAAAGUGUAUAUAUGUGUUUGAACAAUUUUUAAUAGGUGAAAUUAUAAAACUCCCUUAAAAUGAAAUGUCGUUUUACUUGUAAUUAUUUUUUGAAACCUUAUAUCAGUGCGUAGGUAUAGCUAAAAAUCAAAUUCAAUAGUUGUCAAUGCUCUAACUAUAUCGAGUACAGAAUGAGAAUCUUUUGUUGUAACAAUUUGUUAUCACAUUUUACUUGUGUGGAAUCAAUUUUUUCAUCUGUUUAUUCUACCCCUCACAGUAGAUUGUGAAAAUUCAGAAUUCGCAUUUGACGACGAUAACUGAAAUAACAGGUAAUGUCUACUUGUA
Molecule: messenger RNA, 2027 nt
Organism: Trichogramma pretiosum
Lineage: Eukaryota; Metazoa; Arthropoda; Insecta; Hymenoptera; Trichogrammatidae
Gene: eIF4H1
Product: eukaryotic translation initiation factor 4H-like
Exons: 5
Coding region: 247-1125 (292 amino acids)
Molecular function (GO): RNA binding
Source: RefSeq, a predicted model, not a curated record